AUGGCUGCAAUCUGUGUCAGGCAGGUUGUUUGUCAUGGGAUCAAAAUGCUGAAGAGUGGCGGUCCUGGCAUUCCUGGAUUGAGGAUAUGCAACAGGGCCGAAAAGAGUAGCAUCUUUGCCAACCCUUGGAGAUGGUAUCCCUUUUGCACUGAGGCAGUUGACUCCAAUCCAUCUCCUGCAGUAAAGAGAAAAAAGCAGGAUCCCCGGGCUCGUGACACAAUCACCAGCGUUGGCCGGAAAAUCUCGGCGCGUCAGAUCCAAGUUAUCAGUGAGGCAGGAGAAGACAUGGGUGUCCUCCACCGUGCAGAUGUCCUUAGAAUCAUGGAUGAGAAGGGUCUCAAACUGGUGCUUCUCAGUGAACAAAAGGAUCCUCCAGUAUAUCGUUUGAUGAGUGGAAAACAAAUCCACGAAGAACAGAUGAAGAUGGGGGAGAAACAGAAAACUAAAGCAGCUCCUUUGCAGGUCAAAGAGCUUACUUUUUCAUCAGGCAUUGCUCCUCAUGACCUAAAGACCAAAUUCAAGCAGGUGGAGAGGUGGUUGGAGAAGAAGCAUCAUGUCAGGAUUACAUUGCGCUCACCAAGCAGAGAGUCUAUAAAUAAUCUGGAUGAAAACCUAGAGCAAAUAGUCCAACAAAUGGAGGUGAUGGUGGGAUAUGUCUCUAAGCCAAGAGUCAUACGUGAGGGUAAAGCGGCCAUGUGCAUUCUUCGGCCACCUUCAGCAAAGGAACUGUCUAGAAGAGACAAAGAUCAGACUUCACAAUCGCAGUCCACCGGCCGACAGGCUGCCAAGGAUGAAACGUCGCUUCCGGACACAAAAGAGGACCUCUCAACAAUGAUCAACGAGAAAUGA
Messenger RNA from Nerophis lumbriciformis (worm pipefish), 849 nucleotides. Lineage: Eukaryota; Metazoa; Chordata; Actinopteri; Syngnathiformes; Syngnathidae. The record is from RefSeq and is a predicted model, not a curated record.